CUCAGGUGAAAUGGACCAUGGAGGUGCUGUGUUACGGCCUGACGCUCCCGCUGGAUGGAGACACGGUUAAGUUGUGCGUGGACGUCUACACUGACUGGAUAAUGGCCCUGGUGUCUCCGAGAGACUCUAUACCCCAGCCCAUCAUUAAAGAGCCUAACCUCUACGUCCAAACCAUCCUCAAACACUUGCACAACCUUUUCCUGCCCAGACCAGAGCACUUCAGCCUGGUGCACUUUAAAUUGUGUCAGCAAGUGCUGUCUGCCGUGCAGAAGUUGGCACGGGACUCGUCCGGGAUGGCCAGAGAGACCUGGGAGGUGCUGCUGCUCUUCCUGCUGCGCAUCAAUGACACGCUACUGGCCCCGCCCACUGUGGGAGGUGGAAUAGCAGAGAAGCUGGCCGAGAAGUUGAUCAGCGUGCUGUUUGAGGUUUGGUUCCUGGCCUGCACUCGCUGCUUCCCCACGCCGCCCUACUGGAAGACGGCCCGAGAGAUGCUGGCCAACUGGAGACAUCACCCUCCGGUGGUGGAGCAGUGGAGUAAAGUCAUCGCUGCUCUCACUUCCAGGUACUGUAGCCCUGCAUCAUCCCCGUUUAAAGUGCCAGAGGAAGACGCCAGCCUCAUCCCCGCUGAGAUGGACAACGACUGUGUGGCUCAGACGUGGUAUCGAUUUCUGCACAUGCUCAGUAACCCCGUGGACCUGAGCAAUCCCGUCAUAGUGAGUUCCACCCCAAAGUUUCAAGAGCAGUUGUUGGGGGGAAACAGCGUUCCUCAAGAGGUCAUUCAGCACCCCUGCCUCAAACAGCUGCCUCAGAUCUUCUUCAGAGCGAUGAGGGGCGCCAGCUGCCUCGUGGACGCUUUCCUCGGUAUUUCCCGCCCCCGGUCAGACAGUGCUCCGCCCACACCUGUCAAUCGGCUCAGUAUGCCCCUGCCCCCAACGACGACCAACACUACACCCCCUCAUAACCGCAGGCACCGCCCCACCGCUGUUGUCAAGACAACCAGCAAAGCCUCAACGACUGGUCAGACCAAAGUGUCGCACCAGCCGUCAUCCACUUCCCCGCUCUCCAGCCCAAACCAGACGAGCUCAGAGCCGCGGCCGCUACCGGCUCCGACCCGGCCGAAGGUCAACAGUGUGCUGAAUCUGUUUGGCCAGUGGUUGUUUGACGCUGCGCUGGUCCACUGUAAACUCCACUCCGACCUGAGCAGAGACAGCAGCAUGACCGCCCUAGCGACUCAAGCUGGAGUUGAACUGAGACGUAAAGGCUCUCAGAUGUCCACGGACACCAUGGUGUCCAACCCCAUGUUCGACGCCAAUGAGUUUCCUGAUAAUUACGAGUCGGGUCGAGCCGAAGCGUGUGGGACGCUGUGUAGGAUCUUCUGCAGUAAGAAGACUGGAGAGGAGAUACUUGCAGUGUACCUGUCCAGGUUCUACAUGGUCCUCAUCCAGGGUCUUCAGAUAUCGGACUUCAUUUGCAGGCCGGUUUUAGCCAGCAUCAUCCUCAACUCUUCGGCUCUGUUCUGCUCCGAUCUCAAAGGGAUCAAUGUUGUGGUUCCUUACUUCAUAUCUGCUCUGGAGACCAUCCUACCGGAUCGAGAGUUGUCUAAGUUUAAGUCGUAUGUGAACCCCACUGAGCUGAGAAGAGCUUCCAUCCAUAUCCUGCUGUCCAUGCUUCCUCUUCCUCACCACUUUGGCAACGUCAAAUCAGAGGUUCUGUUGGAGGGGAAAUUCAGCAAUGAUGACAACUCCCUUCAUGACAAGGCCGUCACCUUCCUCUCCCUGAAGCUGCGAUUGGUCAAUAUUUUGAUUGGCGCCCUGCAAACAGAGACAGACUCGAUCAAUACACAGAUGAUACUAGCGGCAAUGCUGAAUAUCGUCCAGGAUUCGGCUAAAUUGGAGUCUGUUGGUGCUCAAGCUGAAGUGGGCAGUGUGGAUGGAAGCCAUUCUCUGGCUAAGAGCCACAGUCGUAAUAACAGCGGCAUCAGCAACGCUAGCGCAGGCAGCUCCGAGGCUACGACUCCAGACAGCGAGCGUCCCGCGCAGGCCCUGAUGAGGGACUACGCCCUUGCUGAGCACGAGACUUCUUUCAAAAAUAUAUAUAUAAUAAAAAAUCAUAAUUAUUCCACUUUUGGACCACUUUCCAUAAAAUGCAUGUGUUUUUCUGUCCAGGUGAAGGUGAGCGUGGAGUCGUCGGAUCGUAAGCGUGCCGUUAGCUCCGUGUGCAGUUAUAUCGUGUAUCAGUGCAGUCGUCCCGCUCCUCUUCACUCCAGAGAUCUGCACUCCAUGAUCGUCGCUGCUUUCCACUGCCUGUGCGUCUGGCUCACAGAGCACCCCGACAUGCUCAAUGAGAAGGAUUGUCUGAUCGAGGUGUUGGAAAUCGUCGAGCUCGGCAUCUCGGGCAGCAAGUCCAAAACCGGCGAACAGGAAGUGAAGUACAAAGGUGAUAAAGAGCACAACCCGGCGUCGAUGAGGGUUAAAGACGCUGCCGAGGCCACAUUAUCAUGUAUAAUGCAGGUGUUGGGUGCGUUCCCGUCUCCCAGCGGCCCCGCAUCGCCCUGCAGUUUGCUGAAUGAAGACACGCUGAUCAAAUACUCCCGACUCACCUCCACAUCCCACAGCAACUUCAGAUACUUCGUUCUGGAUAACUCCGUCAUUCUCGCCAUGCUGGAGCAGCCGCUGGGAAACGAGCAGAACCCCAGUCCGUCAGUCACCAUGUUAAUCAGAGGCAUGUCUGGUCGACACGCGUGGACAAUGCAGCUCUUCCAUCAGCCUCGAGGAGCAAGAGCCAAUCAGAAGCAAGUGUUUGUUCCUGAAAGCCGACCAGAUCCCAAAAACGAUGUAGGGAUUCGGUUUAACGUCAAGCACAGGCCGUUCCCAGAAGAAGUGGAUAAGAUUCCGUUCGUGAAAGCCGACCUGAGCAUCCCGGAUCUCCAUGACAUUGUAGAUAAAGAGGUAAAAGAAAGAAGCGUUCAAAAAAUCUGUGCACCUCAUGAUUCAUCUCGCUGCUCGUGAGCCGUGAUGGGAAAGCAGAUCGAUUACGAGACGAAACUGGAGCAUUGUACGGAGGACUUAUGGAGGAACAAACCCUUCCCAGACCCGCUGACAGACUGUAAACCGCCAGCUCCCGCUCAAGAGUUCCAGACGGCCCGCCUCUUCCUCUCGCACUUCGGCUUCCUGUCACUAGAGGCGCUCAAGGAGCCUGGAAACAGUCGACUGCCUCCUCACCUCAUCGCUCUGGACUCAUCCGUGCCGGGCUUUUUCGACGACAUCGGCUACCUGGACCUGUUACCGUCCCGGCCGUGUGACACCGUGUUUAUCUUCUACAUGAAAGCUGGACAGAAGAGCAGCCAAGAGAUCUUGAGGAACGUGGAGUCGUCAGCAAACGUACAGCCACACUUUCUGGAGCUGCUGUUGUCUCUGGGAUGGCCGGUGGAGGUCAGACAGCAUCCGGGAUGGACGGGGAGUGUUGCGGAUGCAGUGUCGUGUGUGUGUGUGUGUGCAGAUGAUUCAGUGACUCUGGGCGACACUGGCGGCGGUGUGUUUAAUGGAGAGAAGCGGGUGCUCUAUUACGCAGACGCUCUGACAGAAAUCGCCUUUGUCGUGCCGUCCCUCGGCGACUCGUCCGCCGAGUCCUCGGAGCACAGCUUCCCGACCGCAGACUCGGACUCUCAGAUGGAGCUGUUACCCAGUUUACUGAAGCAACCCAACCUGACGCUGGAGCUCUUCCCCAACCACUCCGACAACAUGGGACCAGCACAACGGUCCCCGACAGUGAAAAGCAGGAAGUUGCCGGCUGGCAGGACGAUACCGCCGUUAGGACCAGACGCCAAAGUGUUGGUCGUGUGGGUUGAGCGAUACGAUGACAUAGAGAACUUUCCUGUGUCUGAGUUAUUGGCGGAGACGAGCACCGGUGUGGAGACAACCGUCAACAGCAGCGCUUCCAGGUCCAGCUCCUCAGAGAAGGAUGUUCCCAUAAUAUUCAUCCAUCCGCUGAAGACCGGCCUGUUUCGGGUCAAACUGCACGGUGCUCUGGGCAAAUUCAACAUGGUCAUUCCUCUGGUGGACAACAUGGUGGUCAGCAGGAGAUCACUGGGAUUCCUGGUGCGUCAGACUGUAAUAAACGCGUGUCGGAGGAAGCGUCUCGAGAGCGACUCUUACAGCCCGCCACACGUGCGGCGGAAACAGAAAAUCACAGAAAUCGUGAACCGCUACCGUAACAAGCAGCUAGAGCCCGAGUUUUACACCUCGCUGUUCCUGGAGGUCAGAGAGACGAGCCUCAACCCGUAAACCAACACAGACCAACACAAACCAAGGUGGAUUUCAUCUGCGCUGGAGUUGGUGGUUUUGAAUAAUUUUUUUUAUGUCGAUUUGGCCAAAUCCUCGCUCAACUCAAGCUGUUCUCUAUCAGUGCCCACCUGACAGGAUGAUUAUUGGUCCAGAUCUUAAAAUCGAUCCUUUAUGUCUCCUUUGAAUCUCAUAAAAAACCGGUCAUGGUUAUACAGUAUUUCACCCCACAAUAAAUAAAUUAAACACACACACAUAUAUAUAUUACAUAAACAAAAUGAAGCGUGUUUUUAGAGAUUCUUGAUCAUUAAGAGUUUUUGUGACAUUAUUUUCAGCACAUUUCCUCCCCAAAUUGUUAAUACAUAU
Sinocyclocheilus rhinocerous is the source of this 4646-nucleotide messenger RNA. RefSeq names its product Ral GTPase activating protein non-catalytic subunit beta. Gene Ontology annotation, molecular function: GTPase activator activity. The transcript is spliced from 27 exons. The record is from RefSeq and is a predicted model, not a curated record. Lineage: Eukaryota; Metazoa; Chordata; Actinopteri; Cypriniformes; Cyprinidae. Gene Ontology annotation, biological process: regulation of small GTPase mediated signal transduction; activation of GTPase activity.